AUGAGCUCUCUAAGAGAGAAGUAUGAGAAGUCCAAGAAAUUGGGCUAUGUUCCGCGAGACAUUCCCUCCAUUUACCCCGCUUUGGGAACAAGUUCCGACAGAUAUCUGUCAGAUUUCAAAGACAAACAGACUUUUCAUAACAAUGUGAACAUCGACAGAUUCACAUAUCCCGCAACUGAAAAACCGCUGUAUACGUCCAGGUUUCCUGAAUACGGAUCUUACUUAAGUUCCCGACAUCUGCUUCAAAAGGAACGAGAAUUUGAAAGAGAAAAAGAAAACUCUUAUCUUCCAGGAACGUUUCUCGCUCCCCAAGAAUUUCAGAAUGCAUCUUCCUACAAAAGCAGUUUGGCUAAAAGUCUGAUCCCAAAUAGACGGUUUGACUCCAAAAGCAGCAACUUUUAUGACAGCGAUAUGCGAAAUGUGGGGGUAAGUAGUAACAUGAAUUAUGCGAAUAGAGAGGUGAGAAGAUCUCAUUUGAACAAGACUAUGUCACCAAUCAAGACACUUAGAAAUUCUAAUUCUUCGCUCAGACAGCCGUCGGGACUCUACAAAGUUCUUGAUUCAACGCCCAGCAGAAGCCGUACUAUUACUGACAAUGGAAACUUCAGAAAAUCCAACGGCAUCUAUAAAAACAGAGAGCCAUCCAGAAGGAGCCAGACAGGUUUGCUCUCCAAGUUGAGAAGUUACUUGAAUACGUUUUCCAUCGAUAAAGUUGAAAGUGACAACUCGAGUGUGAAUAUUCUCAAGGAUUCUGCAAGAAAAGUUCUUAACAUCAAUUCUGUUGAUGGUGAUGAAAAGAGAUACGAAAAGAGAGUCACAUUUCAAGACCCAGUUCCCAGUGCUUCUGUCUCAAGUAGCAGGAGUUUGGACCGUCUUCUUGAGAACGACGAGAUAGAUGACACAAUACUGAACACAAGGGCUCUUUCUGCGAUGUUAGAAGAGAAACGUAAAGUAGAAGUAGAACAGGAGCUUCGUGAUCUCAAACAAGCUCUUAUUGACGAGGGCGACAAAAGAGCCAGAUUGAUUAGAGAACAUGAGGUAAGCACCAAACAGAUUCAACGACAAUACCAGGCCACUAUUGUAGAAUUGGAGGAUCGCAUUCUUAAGUUGAUGCGCGAGAAUGAAUCCAAAAUCGACAAGAAAGAAUUGUCGAAAGAAUAUGAGAGCCUCUUGGUACAACAGCAAGAAUCGAAUAGGCGUAUUCAAAAUUUGGAACUGAGCAAUGAAGAGUUGAGACAGCAGUUGCAACAACGUUCACAGGAGUUGAAAAUGGCACGAUAUGAAAAUCAGUUCAAAAGUGAGCUAAAGUCCGUGAUGGAGAAAUACGAAAGUAAGGAAAACGAACUUAUUUUGAAUGGUAGAAAUAUUCAGCACCAGAUCGAAAGAUGCGAGUCAGAGUUUAGCAAGCUUGACUGGAGUGUACGCGCUAGGCACGAGUUAUCAUCUGAAGUUGCUAUCAAUUCUGAAAAGAUCAGCGAGUCUAUUGGAAGAGCCUUGUCAGGGUUGCGAGAAAGCAAUACCGAAGGUUUGGCUCCAUCUGCAGAGUUUGAACAAGUCUACAGUACCAUUAACAGCUUGUUGACUACGGCUAUUCCCAAAAAUAAAAAACGUGUCGAAGAUUUAGACUUGAAGAUUGCCACCCUUGAUUCAAAGAGACGUUCACACGAUGGUUUAGCCAGAUUGUACCAGAGAAAGUAUCUGGUGUUGAACAAGCUUCGUGUAUUGAACCAGAUCGAACAGGAAGCAGCACAACUAGGAGAGUACCUUGAAGAUUCGCAGGUAAUUGGGCAUUUUGAGAAAGACGUGGUUAGCGGGUUCUACUCCAAGUUCAAGCUCGAGUUAAGGAAUACCUGCUUCUAG
Messenger RNA from Scheffersomyces stipitis CBS 6054, 1860 nucleotides. RefSeq lists its product as uncharacterized. The record is from RefSeq and is a predicted model, not a curated record. Lineage: Eukaryota; Fungi; Ascomycota; Pichiomycetes; Serinales; Debaryomycetaceae. The coding region runs from base 1 to 1860 and encodes 619 amino acids. The transcript has a single exon.